AUGGCCAAUCGAUACUCGACCUUUUCCAACACGUCCUCUCAAGUCGGUGGUGCUCGUACAGCUGCUCAACAGCCUGCACAGGUCUCGACCACCACUCUCCUUAAUGCACUACAUGCCGUCUAUGCCUCCGGUCAGACCUAUCAACUCGAUGCCAGUACAAGCAUCGCUGUCAACACUUGGGUGUCAGCCAGUAACCCCGAUGCUCAAGGCCGAAUUGGAGGCACAGUGGAUGCGCAAAUUGCGUCCAAAGCAUGGGAACACGCACGUCGGAGAGCAGAAGAUGCAUGUAUAAUUCUUGGGGCUCUUCACCCGUCAACUCCACCACUAUUCAAUGCCUUUCUGCAGGUGGUUCCUCUCCCUACUCCUCAGAUUGCCUACACUGCCUUGACUGCUCUACGACCAUUUCUUUCAUGUGUCACACCUACAAACCCCACCACUCUUCGACAUUCAGCCCUCUCGGCCAGAUACACGGUGACGUUGGCAGGAACUGUAACUGGAUUUAAUCUCGCUCUUUCGGGCUCCGGCAUCGAUGUGGAUCGUGGUCUUCUCAGAGUUCCUUCAGAGCGUGGAAACCGAGCCUUCGACGUCUUCUACUACCUCCUGACUUCUGCUUCCACGCCUAAGGAGCGAGAAUACCUUGGCUUGCAACAUCCGUCCAAGUACACCCUACUCAACAAAUCAGGAACCUACGAUCCCCCCUCAUAUCUCCCAACGGCCGACGAUGCUGCCUCUGCCGAAGAUUUUCGGAACGCCCUCAAAGCCAUUGGCAUUAAAGGCGCCGAUUUCCGAGGGCUCCUGGCCUCGCUUGCUGGGCUGCUGAAACUAGGCGAAACCACUGGCUUCUUGGUCGACUCGGACGUUCUUGAAGAAAUUUGUGAAGAUGUUGGUGGACUUAUUGGCAUUGAGCCCGAGGUGCUCAGCAACAAGUGCAGCACUGAUGAUCGUGAAGUCAUGAUCGCAGGCAUGUACGAGGCAUUGGUAGACUGGGUAUUGUCCAAGGCAAACCAGGCUAUUGCUGCCGAGCUUCGCUCGGGGGCACUCACUCCAGAUUCCGGCAGCGAGAAUGCUGAUGAGGUAAGCUUGAGUAUCGUCGAAAUUCCUAGCGAAGCCCUUGCAAAGGCUGUUGCCCUCCGCAAUGUCUUUGACGACUCAAUGGGCAUCAAUGUGGAGAUGAAGGAUGACGGUGUCGAAGUACAGACUGCUGGACACUCCGUGUUGAGAGAGAUGCAGUCUGCUGUGUCCGAAGCUGAAGCAGAUCUGGGUAUAAAGGGUGGGCCUCUCAGUCGCGAAAGAGAUCAUGACCGUGACAGGAGAGAAGGCAUCCUGGAAAAAAUCGGCUCGGGAGCUGAAGAAGGCGGUUUUCUUCACACUCUCUUGUACCCUGUGGACGGGGAAGGCCUGAACUUUGGUCGCAAAGGUCGUUUCGACCUGGCAACAACUUUGGCUAGCAGCAGAGUGUGGUAUCAACUUUCCCUACAUCCGACGGACGAGAACUUGCGCUCGCUUGCCAACCUCUCUUCUGCUACUUCAGCAUGGUCCGCCGGCACGGUCUCGCGCCAGCUCCGUGCCUGGAGACUCCCUGAAUGGGCCAACCAUCGAAACCGGCAGCUUGAUUUCACAGCCGACUUUGACGUGGAGGAAUUCGUGACCAGAUACUCCAGACUAGGCUGCAGAGAUGGCAAAGAUGGCGUCGAGACUUUUUUGCUGGAGCGUGGCUGGACUAAUGGCGAAGUCAUCAUCGGAAGAGAACGCAUAUGGAUGCGUGAGAGUGCUUGGUGGGAGGCUGAGUCCAUGCUGGACAUGAAGCCAGUCGAUGGAGGUUUUCAUGAUGAUCCAGCCUUUGCCCAACCGACCAAUCCAUUUCUGUCAAGCUACUCCGGGAAUGCACCACACAAUGGCAGUGGCUUCUUCCCACCUAUGGGUGACAACAUGAGCAUGCAGGAUAGCAGAGACAAUCUUUUGGGUAUGCAUACUGGUGACCGCGCAAAAUCCCUUGCACCGACCCAAGCACGAACAGUACAAACACUGGGUGGUGAUUACGGUCUUGGUGCUAAAGGAGAUGAUCGCAAAGAUCAAUAUUGGGACACCGACCUUGGACGCUAUGCUGGCGAGCUGGAUCCCGAAUUCGGCGAUCCACGAAACAUCGAGUCCAAAAAGACCACUUUUGGUCGACAGGCUUGGGUAUCACUAGUAUGGGCCCUCACAUUUUGGAUACCUUCGAUAUUCUUGAGAUUCAUUGGUCGAAUGAAGCGUCCUGAUGUCCGCAUGGCAUGGCGCGAAAAGGUCGUACUUGUGUUCAUCAUCUUCCUCAUCAACGCCAUCAUUGUCUUCUGGAUUAUCUGGUUCGGCAAAAUUCUCUGUCCGAACAUGGACAAGGCUUUUAAUGCAAAGGAAGUGGGCUAUCAUACAGGCACCAACGACUUCUAUGUCAGCAUUCGAGGGAAGGUCUAUGACAUCACGAAAUUCUACAAAAUCCAACAUUCUGAUACCAACGCCAAAACCACCUCCGAGAAUAUGUUGCCUUUCGCUGGGCAAAACCUCGACGCAUAUUUUCCACCUCCACUCAGUCGAGCGUGCCCUGGUCUCAACAUCGACGAGAGCGUCUACCUCCAACAUAACAACACGGACGCUAUACAGUAUCCCAAUGCUGUUCAUACUUCUGGUCCUCGUCUUCAGCCAGUCCAAAACUCAGCGUUGUAUAGCUGGGAUUGGUAUUCGCAAAGGUUCUUGCCCAAGAUCGACGAGUACUACAAAGGUGAACUAGUAGUCACUCGAGGCAAUGUUCAGAAACAGGCCAACGACGACCAGAGGCAAUGGGUGAUAAUUAACAAAAGAAUAUACGAUCUUACCGACUAUUAUUAUACGUUGGAUCUCCAGAACGGCUUCAACACUUACAAGUUCUUUCCAGACAGUGUAUCUGAUCUUAUUCAACAAAAUACCGGCCAAGAUAUUACCGAUAAGUGGGGUACCAAUGCUGCUUUCGCCAACAGUCUUAAUUGCAUGAACCAAGCAUUCUACGUCGGCAAUACUGAUUUUCGAGACUCGCCAAAAUGUACAGUGAACAAGUGGUUCCUCCUCGCCUUCACGAUCUUGAUUGGGACCGUCAUUGUAGUGAAAUUCUUAGCUGCGUUGCAGCUUGGCUCCAAACGACGACCUUCGCCACAAGACAAAUUUGUCAUUUGUCAAGUUCCGGCCUAUACGGAAGGUGAAGACCAUCUCAGAAAAUCCUUGGAUUCAUUAACAGCUCUUCAAUAUGACAACAAAAGGAAGCUGAUAUGCGUCAUCUGUGACGGCAUGAUUGUGGGUGGUGGUAAUGACAGACCAACCCCCAAAAUUGUCCUAGAUAUUCUUGGGGUUGAUCCCAAGAUUGACCCACCUGCACUUCCUUUCAGAUCCGUUGGGAAUGGAAAUGAACAACUGAAUUAUGGCAAGGUUUAUUCCGGUUUGUAUGAGUACGAGGGCAACGUUGUGCCUUACAUCGUUGUCGUCAAGGUCGGAAAGGAAUCCGAGCAGUCCAAAUCAAAGCCAGGUAAUCGAGGAAAACGAGACUCUCAAAUUCUUCUAAUGCAAUUCUUGAAUCGGGUACACCACCGGUCUCCCAUGGCUCCCCUGGAACUGGAGAUGUUUCAUCAAAUCAACAACAUCAUUGGUGUAGAUCCAGAGCUUUAUGAAUAUCUUUUCAUGGUUGACGCCGAUACCAUGGUGAAAGAAGACUCGCUUAAUCGCCUUGUCGCUGCUUGUGCCAAUGACGCAAAGAUCGUUGGUAUCUGUGGUGAAACCAGCUUAGAAAACGAGGAAAGGAGUUGGUGGACCAUGAUUCAAGUCUACGAGUACUACAUCUCACAUCAUCUCGCCAAAGCGUUCGAAUCAUUGUUUGGUAGCGUUACCUGUUUGCCCGGAUGUUUUUGCAUGUACCGGCUUCGAACGGCUGAUAAAGGGCGGCCGCUGAUCAUCUCGGACAAAAUAAUCACAGAGUAUGCCGAUUGCGAGGUCGACACAUUGCACAAAAAGAAUCUCCUGUCUCUCGGUGAAGAUCGAUACCUCACGACUCUGAUGACAAAACACUUCCCAUCCAUGUCGUUUAAGUUUAUUCCUGACGCAUACGCUUUGACUGCGGCACCAGAAACAUGGUCUGUGCUCCUAUCACAGAGACGUCGAUGGAUCAACUCGACUAUCCAUAACCUUGCCGAACUCAUGUUCUUGAAAGAUUUAUGUGGAUUCUGCUGCUUCUCUAUGAGAUUUGUGGUCUUCGUUGACCUCUUCGGUACCCUCAUCCUUCCAGCAACCUGUUUCUACCUGGGAUACCUCAUCUACUUGGUGGCUACAGGUACUGCCAGCCAGUUUCCUCUGUUCUCUAUCAUCAUUCUAGCCGCUGUGUAUGGUCUUCAAGCAAUCAUCUUCAUUAUCAAAAGGCAGUGGCAGCACAUUGGCUGGAUGAUAAUUUACAUCCUUGCGUAUCCCAUCUACAGCUUUGUCCUUCCCGUUUACUCCUUUUGGAAUCAGGACAACUUUUCCUGGGGAAAUACCAGAAUUGUCAUUGGCGAGAAAGGAGACAAGAAAGUUGUUGCUAUUCAGGACGAAGGGUUUGAUCCAAGAUCGAUCCCACUUCAAAGAUGGGAUGACUAUGCGGCAAACAAUAAGCUUCCUGGAAGACGAGGUAACACUGGCAGUUACCAGGAGAAGGGAUUUGAAACGGCCUAUACCGACGAUCCGGCAAUGAUGGAAAUGGACGAUAUGCACUCAAAUUACUCUUCAGUGAAGCCAGCAAGCACCAUUCUUGCAGGAUUCCCUCAGCAGCAACACCCAUACAUGGCACCCCCUCGAUCACCGGCACCCUUUGGCAUGACCAACCGAGCAAGUACAAUGACAGGUCUAACUCAAUUUCAAGAUCAACCACACAGCGUACAUGGUCGGCAGAUGAGCAUGAUGAGUUUGGGCAGUCAAGCUCGUCUGAAGUCUCCAUCUCCAAACCCUUACCAUGACCGUAGUCCAUAUCAGAGUGGGAUGCAGCAUUCAGUCAGCCGACCUAGCCUUCUGGGGAUGGGAACCUCACGACCAGUCUCUACGGUGAUGGAUUUCCGAACCGUCCCGUCUGCUGGGCCAAGUGACUUUGAUAUCGUCGACGCCAUCCGUGCGGUUCUCGCAGAAGUGGAUCUCGACAAGGUGACCAAGAAGCAGGUCAGAGCACUUGUGGAGCAAAGACUUCAGUGUGAAGUUCCUACCGGCGAUCGCAGAAUUUUCCUAGACAAGGCUAUUGAUGGUGAACUGGCCAAUAUGUAG
Exophiala bonariae is the source of this 5280-nucleotide messenger RNA. RefSeq lists its product as uncharacterized. Gene Ontology annotation, cellular component: cell periphery; cell septum; myosin complex. Bases 1 to 5280 code for a protein of 1759 amino acids. Gene Ontology annotation, molecular function: cytoskeletal motor activity; chitin synthase activity; ATP binding. The transcript has 2 exons. The record is from RefSeq and is a predicted model, not a curated record. Lineage: Eukaryota; Fungi; Ascomycota; Eurotiomycetes; Chaetothyriales; Herpotrichiellaceae.